GAACGUGCUGCUGAAAACCAGACUUAAAAAGGCUUUUCCUGUUAAUGCACAGCUUAUUCUGUCUCUUGUUUCACAGGGAAGAAAAGCUGAUUUAGUAAUUGAAAUGGAUGCAAUACUAAAUUACAGGUCAGAAGAUACUGAAGAUUACUACAUGUUACUGGGAUGUGAUGAACUAUCUUCGGUUGAACAAAUCCUGGCGGAAUUUAAAGCCAGAGCCUUGGAAUGUCACCCUGACAAGCAUCCUGAAAACUCCAAAGCUGUGGAGACUUUUCAGAAACUGCAGAAGGCAAAGGAAAUUCUGACUAAUACAGAGAGUCGUGCCCGGUAUGACCAUUGGCGAAGGAGCCAGAUGUCAAUGCCAUUCCAGCAGUGGGAAGCUUUGAGUGAUUCGGUGAAAACGUCAAUGCACUGGGCUGUCAGAGGUAAAAAAGAUCUGAUGCUGGAAGAAUCUGACCAGGUUCAUACCAACCAGAUUGAAAAUGAGGAACGGAACAAGCAAAGAGAAAUAAAGACAGAGAAGCUGGGUUCAACCACAGAGAAAAUGGAGCAAAAAGAAUCCAACUCCUUGGAGAAGUCAUUCUCCCCACAAAAUCUGGAUUCUCCAAUCUUUUCAGAUGUGAACUCUUGGCACCUUCGUUUCCGCUGGUCUGGGGACGCUCCCUCAGAACUCCUGAGGAAAUUCAGAAAUUAUGAAAUAUGAAAAGUGCUCGGUAGGAGAGAGAGAGAGCAAGACCAUCUCCCGUGCUGCCAACAAGUCUGUUUGAAUCUUAAAAACGUUAUGUUUCUCUGUCAUGUUUGUGAAUUGCUCAGUACCGAUUGAUUCCUCCAUUCUUGAACCCCUUCUAACAAAAUGUGUGUUUUAAAUGAGAACAUUUUCAGACUAGUCUCUUUCAAUAUUUGAAUAGAUUAAGGCUCUUAGAUCCAAAGUAGCUUGUUGUGAAUCUUCCUGUUAAUGUUGUAGAAAAUCUAUUUUAAAAAGAUAUCUCUGUAUUUAAAUAAUUCAUUAAUAUACCACGAUCCCUAUUAGUGCUGUAUGUACAAGAAAUGCUUUCUGACUCUUGGGGCACCUGGGUGGAUCUGUUGGUUAAGCAAACAACUCUUGACUUUGUCUCAGGUCAUGAUCUCAGGGUCGUGGAGUCUGCUUAAGAUUCUCUUUCCCUCUGUCUCUGCCCCUCCCCUGCUCACU
Messenger RNA from Prionailurus viverrinus (fishing cat), 1186 nucleotides. It is a transcript of the gene DNAJC12, whose product is annotated as DnaJ heat shock protein family (Hsp40) member C12. The record is from RefSeq and is a predicted model, not a curated record. Gene Ontology annotation, cellular component: cytoplasm. Bases 104 to 700 code for a protein of 198 amino acids. The transcript is spliced from 5 exons. Lineage: Eukaryota; Metazoa; Chordata; Mammalia; Carnivora; Felidae.